Messenger RNA from Aureobasidium uvarum, 1794 nucleotides. The record is from the annotation of a GenBank genome assembly. NCBI's taxonomy places the organism in Eukaryota, Fungi, Ascomycota, Dothideomycetes, Dothideales, Saccotheciaceae.
AACGAACUGGCAGGCGAGGAAGGCAUCGGUGUCGGGACCGCUCCAGGUGCCUAUCGAACCCCUGAUGGCAGUCGACCUGAUGCAGAAAGGCGACCAUUGACUUUGCCCCCAAACACAAGUUUGGAGAAGUUCAACAGCUUCAUGCAAAAUGUUGCCGACAUUGUUGGCGCGGAGAAUGCGACGGUCAUCUCUAGCGACAAUGAGCUCAAGCAUGAGUCUUACCUUGAUCCAAGCAAGGCUUAUGAUUCACCCCCAAAGAAUACUUUCUCGGCAGUUGUGGCUCCUCGCAAUGUGCCCGAUGUACAAGCUAUCAUGCGACUGUGCAACGAAUUCGAGAUACCUGUCUGGCCAUUCAGCAUUGGCCGAAAUGUCGGAUACGGAGGUGCUGCGCCCAGAGUUCCUGGUAGUAUCGGUCUUGACAUGGGUAAGAAUAUGGUGAAGAUCUUAGAAGUCAACGUGGAUGGUGCAUUCGCUUUUGUCGAGCCAGGGGUGACAUUCAUAACCACUGCUGAUACCAACAUAGUNGACCUUCACAACUAUCUGGUCGAAAACAACCUGCGCGAAAAACUUUGGAUUGAUGUUCCCGACCUUGGAGGAGGUUCCGUAAUUGGCAACACUGUCGAACGUGGGGUUGGAUACACACCAUAUGGGGACCACUGGAUGAUGCAUUGUGGCAUGGAGGUUGUUCUACCAGAUGGUACCUUGUGGCGCUCCGGCAUGGGUGGUCUCCCGAAUCCCAACGCUGAUCCUAAUGCUCCACCACACGAGCAAGCUGCGAACGAGACUUGGGGUUUGUUCAACUAUGGCUUUGGUCCUUACAAUGAUGGCAUCUUCACACAAUCCUCCUUGGGUAUUGUCGUCAAGAUGGGCAUAUGGCUCAUGGUCAAUCCAGGUGGAUACCAAAGCAAUCUACACCAAGCUCUGGAGAUCAUCAGACCCCUCAGAGUAGGCAUGGUGCUUCAAAAUGUCCCUACCAUGAGACACAUCUUGUUGGACGCUGCGGUUAUGGGUGACCGCAAGUCAUACACAGACUCCGACAAGCCAAUAACCGACGACGAGCUCGACGCCAUCGCAAAGAAACUCAACCUAGGACGCUGGAACUUUUACGGCGCAGUCUAUGGACCUCCACCAGUACGUGAAGUACUGCUAUCGGUAAUCAAACAGUCCUUCCUGCAAAUUCCUGGAGCGAAAUACUACGAGCCAAAAGAUAUGCCCGACAACGUGGUUCUCCAGACCCGGAACGACACCUUGCAAGGUAUACCAAGUACGACAGAGCUUAGAUGGGUGGACUGGCUGCCCAACGGUGCCCAUCUAUUCUUUAGUCCCAUCGCAAAGGUUUCUGGAGAUGAUGGUGUAGCACAAUACAAAGUAACACGCCAACGCUGUGAAGAAGCCGGAUUCGACUUUAUCGGCACUUUUGUCGUGGGAAUGGUAAGAGAGAAUGACACUGUAUUCAACCUUCUCAAGACUAACACCGUUCCGACANNGCGUGAAAUGCACCACAUAGUUUGCAUAGUCUUCAACCGCAAAGACCCAGACUCUCGCCGCCGUGCCCACUGGCUGAUAAGAACACUCAUCGACGAUGCAGCAAAACGCGGCUGGGGAGAGUACAGAACCCAUCUCAGUGUCAUGGAUCAAAUUGCCGAGACAUACAGUUUCAACGACAAUGCGCAGAUGAAAUUGAAUGACAAGGUCAAGGCUGCUUUGGAUCCCAAAGGCAUCAUUAGUCCUGGAAAGAAUGGAGUGUGGCCGGCAAACUAUAACAAGGCUGAUUGGAAGGUGCCGGAGCAAUGA